AUGGCAAGUAGUACUGCAGUAACGAGAGACUAUGGAAAAAGAACGGCAAUUGUUACUGGAUCCGCGCGGGGGAUAGGUAAAGCUAUCGCGAUCAGAUUAGCCGAAGAUGGUUUCGAUGUUUGCAUCAAUGAUAUUUCUGCAAAUCAAGCGGGUAUUGAUGAGACGGUGAAAGAGAUCCAGAAUCUGGGACGAGCAUCAUACGGUCACGUUGCGGAUGUUUCCAAACGUGCCGAAGUGGAUGGUUUGGUUGAAGCCUCGGUUAAGAAUCUAGGGACUUUGAAUGCCAUGGUUGCGAAUGCUGGGAUUGCGCAAGUCAAAUCGCUUUUAUCGCUCUCUGAAGAUGAGGUUCGGAGAAUGUUCGACGUGAAUGUUUUUGGUAUUUUUAAUUGUUAUAGCGCUGCUGCCAAGCAAAUGAUUAAACAGGGUGGAGGUGGAAAGAUAAUAGGUGCUGCUAGUGCUUCGAAAUUCGCCGUAAGAGGCUUCACUCAAGCCUUUGCUAUGGAAAUGGCUGAACAUAAGAUUACUGUUAAUGGUUAUGCGCCUGGAAUAGUUGGAACAGCCAUGUGGGAUUUGAUAGAUGAGGAACUUGGAAGGACAAAAGGUGUUGAGAAAGGAACGACGAUCAAGAAGUAUACUGAUGAACUUAUCUUGCUGGGAAGAACGAGUGUUCCUACAGAUGUAUCGAAAUGUGUUAGUUAUUUGGCGAGUCCAGAUAGUGAUUAUAUGACAGGACAGACUUUGAUUAUUGAUGGUGGAAUCGUUAUGAAUUAA
Sclerotinia sclerotiorum 1980 UF-70 is the source of this 771-nucleotide messenger RNA. RefSeq lists its product as hypothetical. The transcript is spliced from 4 exons. The record is from RefSeq and is a predicted model, not a curated record. Lineage: Eukaryota; Fungi; Ascomycota; Leotiomycetes; Helotiales; Sclerotiniaceae. The coding region runs from base 1 to 771 and encodes 256 amino acids. Gene Ontology annotation, molecular function: oxidoreductase activity, acting on the CH-OH group of donors, NAD or NADP as acceptor.